GUAGAGUAAUACUACAGGUUACUCCACGAUAAUAUUAACCGCAUAUUAGUUAAUUAGUAACUUAAAAUUUUAAAGUUUGAAUUCUGAGUCUCGACUCUCGUGAAAUAUGUAAAUAGUAAAUAUUCAUGUGGAACUGAGUUAAAUUAAAAUUGUGAAUUGUUUUUUUUUGUGUUCAUUAUACUUAGUGGUUUAUAUCGAUCAAUAAUUUUCUGUAUUCUAUACUUUAAAGCAAAUAUUAUAAUAUUUUGUUAAAUAAUAUUAAACAUGAGUAACUCUAAAAUUACAACACUUGUUGAUUUGGCCAACAAAAGACUAAACAGCAGUGAAGAUUUUGAUGAAUUUCAGUCAUUCGUUAGUCAAGAACUGGAUGUUGAUACAAUUUAUCCAUUAAUAGAUGAAAAAAUUGACCGGGAAGAUGGACCAAAAAUUUUGGAAUAUAUUUUAGUAGGGUUAUCAGUAAAACCGGAUGCCCAACAACUUAUUGAAAAGGUUUAUGAGUACGUGCUAAAUGCCAUAAACAAAGCAGAAAUAUCUGGAAAAAUGAAAGUCUGUUUAAUUAGUCGUCUAUCACUAGAACUAAAUAAACUCUCCACUGAACAACUAAUUAAAUUUGUUAAUAUGUGUAAAAAAGAUAUUGAAUCAUCAAAUGAAAAUAGCAUACAGAGUUGGAAGGAGUUGAUACCACAAAUAUUAAAAAUUUUAUCUGAAGUGAAGACAUUAAGAACCGAAGGUUUAGAACUAACCGGUGCUGAGUAUAAAGAAAUGAUUAUCAAGGAUAUAUGCCGUUACAGAGUGGAAUUAAAUUCUAUAGUGCCACUAGCACUCAUGUUCAGGAGAACACAACUAAGCGAAAAAGAGCACGAGUUAGUAAUAAAUAUGUUAUGCUCGUAUUUUGAUCAAAUGGAACCACAAGAAAUACCACCAUUAUUACAACAAAUGCUACACUUUUGUACAAGUGGUGAUUUUUUAAAUCUGUUUUGUACGCUGCAAAAGUAUUUUGAUAACAAGUAUUUGGGUGUUCAAAAUGUUGAUGACAACGAUCCAUUUGAAAUAGGCUCCAUGCAAAAAGUCGGAGAAAAGAAAAAUAUGAUGGAAGCAGAAAGUACAGUACUCUUUCUCUUAGAAGAUUUUGCUAAAGUACAUGCUUCAUUUGUAAGCGAUAUAACAAAAUACAUUAAAAACUGUAUAGGAGCACCAAAUGAAGUCCUUGGUCCAUUUAUGUUAGCAUUUCUACUAACUAUGUCUUGUUGUGGACCUUAUGAAACUCUUGUAAUUUCUUUAGUUAAAAAAUUAGUAAUACAGUCAUUGGAAGAAGAAGAAAAUGUUCAACGUUCCUGUUGGUUAAGAAUUAACUAUACAAAUAUUUAUGAUGCCUAUGAACAGUUUCAGUUAUUCAUAAAAAGCGAAAUAUCAAGUUAUGAAAAAGUGUUCAAAGGACUCGUCAACUUGGGUUUAUCAUUUCUUGGAACAACAUCGUCUGUGUUUAAAAAAAAUGUGGAUACCAUAAGUAAAGUCCAUCGAUUAGGAUUGUUUAUCAUUGUAUCGUUGGUCAACAAAAGACCAUUUAUUACAGGAAGUGUUUUGCGAAGUUUGACUAAUUUUAUAGCUUCCAAUCCUACGUCUAAACAAUACUUAGAGUGUUUACAUAAACUUUGUAAAAAUCAAAGAGCAACCAUUGUGGAAAAUAAUGCAGAAUUGUUAAGACUGUUUAAAGAAAUGCCUGUCGGCUUGACAGAUAAAGUAACCUAUGCUGUAAUGCCUGUUUUAAAAGUGUCUACUUAUUUACGUGACAAUGUAAUUAUGAUUUUACGAAAAGAACUUAUGUCUAAAGAUUUUCAACUAAGGCAUAGUGCAGUAAUGGGAUUCAUUGAAAUAUUAUGCAGUGUUCGUUUGGAUAGUUUCACUUCAUUGAGUCAAAAUACCAACAGUCAAGACUCAUGGCCUGGGCUUUUUACACAGAUGGUCUUGGAUCGUAAUUCUGUAGAUGUAUAUUCUUCAAAAAAUUAUAAUACUGAAGAUUCUUCGGAGAACAACAAAACAAUUUGCUUAGAAAUUUUGGAUAUUCUCAAAACCUGUUUUUUCCAAAAAGCCGAAAUUAAGUGUACAUUGUAUAGAGGUUUAUUAAAAGUCACUUCACAUAAUGACGAAUUGUGUAUGUGUGUCACUAGUCUAAUAGUGGAUCAUAUGGGUUCAUGGUGUACUAAACGCGGUACAAAAAAAUCACUGAAAUUCAACAAAGCAAUAGUUUUGGGCAAAGAUGGAAGAUUCAUAAUUCACGAACCGCUAGAAGAGUUAAUCAUUAUAGCUCAACACUUGUUGGUUAAACACUUUUCAUGUGAAAGUCAAGAUGCUGAGAGUGAUAGCGAGUCGCUGAAAAAUCUACUUUGCCAGUUGGUAGACUUUUACAGUGAAUGCAACACUGAUGAAAUCAAAGUGAACGAUAAUGACAGUCUGUUAGAUGUAAUAUGCAAUGUUGUAGAGUAUGCUGAUAUUAUAAAACAAAUUCUUAGUGCUUAUCAAGCUCUGAUUAUAUAUGUUAUUAACUCAUGGUCCAGCCCUGAUCAAGACCAGAAGUGCUGUGAAAAGUUGCAAAAAUUAUUUUCCAAGUAUAAUCACAUUAUAGAUGCUGUUAAGGCUGCUGACAAAACCAGUAAGAAAAAAGAUAACAAGGGAAAUAAAAAAACUAAAGGUGAAACAACUAGUGAUUUAAAAUCUUCUAAAUUUGUUGAGCCCAUUAUACAUUUGGACUUUGAUGUGUUGUACAAAUUUGUGUCUUUACUUACUUCAGAUAACAAUUGUAGUUCGAAACAAAUGAUUGAUGUGUUAAAUCAAAAUACAAGACUUUGGGAAUUCGUUUUGAAAUUGAUAUUAAACCAUAUAGCCGAAUUAAAGUUACAACUUUCGCAUGAUUUAAAACCACGCAAUUUAUAUGAAAAUCUGUGUAAAUUAACUAAAGUAUUGUAUAAUCAUUUUUUGUUCGACAUACGGGAAAAAAUUCGAUUUGAUCAGUACACAACAGAGCUUGGAUUGGAAUGUUAUUUACAAAUUAUUACUCUAGUCAGUUCUUAUUAUAAAAAGUUAGAUAAGUUUUUAACGGAUUCAAAUAGCAAUGAUGCAAUUGAUUCAAGUGAUGAACAAGCAGAACUUUUCAAUGUACUGCGUAACAUUCGUUCACAUUUGGACACUGUGUUAGAAUCAAAUAACCAGAUAGAUGCUUCUAUUAGCCAAGAUGUCGACAAAGAUUCCAGUGAUUUGUUAGAUAAAAUUGAAAGCCAUUUGAUUGGAUGUAUUUCAGUAAUCUGUCACGCCAUCAACAAUAAUAAUCCUCGAGUUAAAAAUAUUUUAGCAUGGUUAUCUACUGUGAUAGAGAAAUAUUCAUUUUCAAACACACCAAAUGCAAAAGAAUUUUUAACGCUAACAUUGGGUUUAUAUUCUGCAAAUCAAGAAGAUCCCAUAAUGUUGGCAGAUACUAUUAAAAUACUAUGCAAAUCAUUUGGCCGAAUUAGCAAAUCGAAUAAACACAACGAAUCGCAGAUGAAAUUGUUAAGAAUUAUAACCGACUAUAAUAAAUCAACCCUGUGUCCGGUGUUGUGUCAAUGUCUAUGCAACGAGUUAAACCACGUAUUGACUUGUUUGUCCCGGAUAAAAGCUGAAUUAAACGCAUCACAAAAAACCAUCAAAGCUGUGUGCCAAGAUCGGCUGAAGGCUAGAGAAAAAGCCAUCUGUCAUCGAACCAUACUUGUUAUUCUAGCUACCAACACAUUUACAAAAUCUGUUAUACCCUUAGGUCAGUGUACAGAAUCAGUGUUUGUAUUAUUAAAUCAAGUAUUCAAGACAGUUAACACAGUUACCAAACACUUUCUUAUUCGAUCGUCAUACCAUGAACCAGUUUACAAACAAGCUUUGCUGGGAAAAUUAACUCAAAUUAUCAAUGAGCUGCUGUCUCCAAAUGUUUCAAAGUUCAUUAUGUUUGUUGAACACGACAGGCCAUUAACAGAAAAGGAAAAAAAAUCUAAUCAGCUAAAACAACAAACUAAGCGGCAAGCAAGUUACAUUCCCAAAGUGGUUACUGAAUUGGAAACUUUUACGAAUCUGAUUACCAAAUUAGGAAAGAAGUGCAAAGACAAAGAUUUGAUGAAUAUAAAGUUGACGUCGAGUAGAGAUUUUAGACUCAAUUUGCAAAAACUUGAAGAAGUACUCAGUAGACAAGAUAAUUCAGAGGAUAGCGAUGGAGAUUUAGAAACCAAUAACCAGAAUACUGCUCAAAAUACAUCUUAUCAAAUAAAUGCAAGUGAACAGCCACCACAAAAAAAACGCAAAUCUAAUAUUUCGAUAACUACUGGCUCACCUGUAUAUUAAAUUUGUAUUUUUAUUAUGCUUUAUCGGCAUACACACAAAAUUUGUUUUAGAAUUUUUUUUUUGUUUUGAUUUAUUAUUUUUUAUGUUAAAGUGUCAGUUAAAUAAAACUUUCUUUUAUUUUAGAAACUA
Molecule: messenger RNA, 4488 nt
Organism: Adelges cooleyi (spruce gall adelgid)
Lineage: Eukaryota; Metazoa; Arthropoda; Insecta; Hemiptera; Adelgidae
Product: Fanconi anemia group I protein-like
Exons: 24
Coding region: 265-4359 (1364 amino acids)
Biological process (GO): DNA repair
Molecular function (GO): DNA polymerase binding
Source: RefSeq, a predicted model, not a curated record